Messenger RNA from Archocentrus centrarchus (flier cichlid), 1229 nucleotides. RefSeq names its product uroporphyrinogen III synthase (gene uros). Gene Ontology annotation, biological process: uroporphyrinogen III biosynthetic process. Gene Ontology annotation, molecular function: uroporphyrinogen-III synthase activity. The transcript is spliced from 10 exons. Bases 152 to 1000 code for a protein of 282 amino acids. Gene Ontology annotation, cellular component: cytosol. NCBI's taxonomy places the organism in Eukaryota, Metazoa, Chordata, Actinopteri, Cichliformes, Cichlidae. The record is from RefSeq and is a predicted model, not a curated record.
GUCUGAAUGAAUACUCCCUGUACGUGAAUUUUGUGCAAUAUUUUUUUAGUCUUUUUCACCUUCUUUUGUAUUUCGUGUCACUGUACGUAUAUUCGAACAAAACAGCUGCUUAUUAUCACAUAUCAUCACGGACAGGUUCUGUUAAUCGUGAAUGGUUACUGUGGUAAAUCUGUCAUCCUGUGUCUUGCUAAGUUUAAGAAUCCAGUGUUUCAACAUGCAUGUAUUGCUACUUAAAGAGCCAAGAGAUGGCGAGUCUGGGUCUGAUCCCUAUAUUAAGGAGCUGGCUUCACACGGACAUAAAGCAACGCUAGUUCCAGUGCUGUCCUUUAAGUUUGUGUCAUUAAACAGUUUGUCAGCUAAGCUUUUCCAACCUGAGAAAUAUGGUGGUCUUAUAUUCACCAGUCCAAGAGCAGUGGAGGCUGUGAAGCUGUGUUUAGAUGCAGAGGAAAGAAGGGAAGAAUGGAACAAAGCAGUGAAAGACAAGUGGAACACCAAGUCCAUCUAUGUGGUUGGAAAGGCCACUGCUUCAUUAGUACAUAAUCUAGGUCUGAACCCUUUGGGAGCAGACACAGGGACAGCGGAGGUCUUAUCACGGCUUAUUAUUGAACGAGAGGCCACAAAUAUCCCACCACUUUUUUUCCCCUGUGGCUCAAUCAAAAGAGAAGUCUUGCCCACGGCUUUAAGGGAAAAUGGAGUGCCCCUAGAGACGCUAACUGUCUAUCAAACAGCAGAACAUCCUGAUCUGGAGAAAAAUCUAACGAAUUAUUUCACAGAGCAGGGCAUUCCGGCAAGCAUAGCUUUCUUCAGUCCAUCAGGAGUGAAGUUUUGCCUCGAAGUGGUGCGGAGGCUGUCGGGUGAACAGCUGACUCAGAUAAGGUUUGCAGCCAUAGGGCCUACUACACAAGAUGCGAUGGCAGCAGACGGCCUUUGUGUCAGCUGCACUGCGGAAAAGCCAACAGCUGAACACCUGGCAACAGCAAUAGCCAAAGCUCUGGAGUGACCGGCUUUUAAAUCCACUCGCUUCAUCUUCUCUCUUUGUCUUUAUUUUAUAUGUAAAUAUGGACUGUGAUUUGUUUUUUCAAUGCUUUAAUGCUCGUCUUUAUCGUUGUCAGACACACGCUUCAGCUGUUUUUGCACUGAGAGAAAAAAGUUACUUUUUGUGCCAUGAGCGCCGGGAAGGUCUGAGAGAUAAAAUUAUAUUUCUGUUUAUAUUAUGUGAGAAAAUGAAU